Messenger RNA from Vitrella brassicaformis, 2791 nucleotides. Lineage: Eukaryota; Vitrellaceae. The record is from the annotation of a GenBank genome assembly.
GUGCGAAGGAAAACAUGGCGAACCGCUGGCUCCCUGGCGAGAAGCUGAGCAGCACGGAAGUCGCUGCUUACCUCGAGAGGAUCGGGAUCUCAGUGGGUGAGGCAAAGGAGCCGUCCCCCGAGCUGCUGUUGCUGCUGCAGCGAAAGCACCUAUCGUCAGUGCCCUUCGAGAACCUGCAUAUCAUUCUCAGCGAAGACAAUCACAAAGUGCCACAGCUGGAGCCUUUCGCGACGUUCAACAAAAUCGUGACGCACAAUCGUGGCGGAUAUUGUUACGAGCUGAAUGGCGGAUAUUGUCGCCUCCUGGACGCAUUGGGCUUUCGCGUCAAGCCACUCUUGGGUCAGCCCAUGCGCAGGCACACACAUCCACCUCAAGGCACCCAUCCUCUGCUUGCGCCUGUGUGUGUCGAUGUGUGUCUGCAUGUGCAGCGCGCAUCAGUGGUGAGGACACGCCCUACCCAGCGAUUGCACAAUUGGACCACCUGGUGAUUCUCGUGACCUUGGGGGAGAGCGAGUACAUCACAGAUGUGGGCAACGGGACCAAGUGCAUCCGAUCACCAAUCCACCUCCCCACAGAGGGCACACCGACGGUGAUCCCCGGCCACCGGCUGUCGUGCAUUGCCGAGGGGCUGUAUCUUCUCGAGUGGAUGUCGGAGGACAACACAUGGACACCCUGGUGAGUGACGGACGAGCCACGAAGAUGACGAGAAAUAGGUUGAUGGGGUCAUUCAGUCACGCCUGUCUGUCUGGCUGGGCUAUGUUCCUGUCAGGUACACUGUUGACCUCAAGCAGAACACCUACAUUCCCCAGGACACCGUGUGAGCGCUGACGGGGAAGAAUGCACCCCACUCGGCCAAUGCGCAUUUCUUCCUCUCUCUCUGUCUGUCCACGUCUGAAGUUUUGCCAACUUCCAUGUGGCCAACGUCCAUCCGCUCUUCUCCCAGGUGCCGCUGGCCGUCCUUCACACAGCGUAUGGCGCCAAGGUCAUCACCAAGGGCAAGUACAAGCACACCCAUUUCGCAUGGACGGCACACGAGACCGGCGGCGGCUGGCCCCCUGUGGACGUGGACGUCCCUCCGGUGAUGGAUGGCAAGGCCUCCGUCGAUUUCGGCCACCGCAGUCUGUCUUGUGAGGAGAUCCCCGCUUUGCUGGUUGGUGAGUUCCGCUUCGACUAUGGCUUCAGCAGCGAGCAGAUGGAGCGUCUGAGGAAGCAUGUGAAGGGGUAUGCACUCGAGUGAUGGAACAGCGGACCCAAAAAUUGUGUGUGUGUGUGUGUGUGUGUGUUGGAAUACCCCUCGUGCAGGGGAGCGGACUCGACGCUGAAGAGCACACAGCCGUCGCCGGACGAGCUGGCGAUCAAGGAGACGGUGCGUGACUGCUACAGCAAAGUGUGUCGCGAGUUCAACCCUGCCAAGCAAGAACAGGCCGACCAGCUAGCGCAGAGCUUCGGCUAUUCCAAGCAGGACGUCCACGAGCUGGGUGCGGGUGCCUCGAUGGGCCUCUCGUGCGGCAACCCCGUCAGCAGGGUGGGUGAGUCGGCAGGCAGUCAACGAAAGACCUACUCACUCUGUCCUGCGGGCGGAUUGAUGGAUGGAUGCAUCAAGGGAUGUGUGUGUUCUGGCUGUGUGUAUUCAGGCUGACCUGAGAGAGGGCGAGGUGGUGUUGGACCUCGGCGCUGGAGCUGGAUUCGACCUCUUUCUGGCCGCCAAGAGGGUCAGCCGGGCAAAUGAAAACGAACUUUGGGUGCAACGGGUGUGAUUGUCCUGAUGUGACUGCAAUAAUGUGACUAUUUCAGGUGGGCCCCAGCGGCCGGCUGAUCGGCGUUGACUACAGCGCUGACAUGGUCGAGCGGGCGAGGGCCAACGCCAAGAAAAGGGGCAUUGCCAAUGUCGACUUCCACCACGCCGAGCUGGAGAGGCUGCCGAUCGCUGACCGAUCCGUGGACUGCGUCAUCUCCAACUGUGUGCUCAAUCUGGUGCCUGACAAGACAAAGGCAUUCAGCGAGCUCUUCAGGGUGCUCAAAUCAGGUCGGUCGGUGGCUGGCUGGUGGGGCAGGGAGCACUCAGGCCACACACGCACGUGUAUGCUGUCUGUCUGUCUGUCUGUUUGUCUUUGUGUGCGCACGGCAUGCAGGUGGUCGUGUGGUGAUAUCUGACAUCGUCCUCAGGCAAAAGGUCCCUCCUGGCCUCGCUGCGGUCAGUGAGCGCCGACGCACACACGCACACACACACACGAAAUGGUGUGCAUGUGUAUGUGUCAUGUCUGCAGGACAUCCGCACGCGUGUGUGCUGUGUGGGUGGCGCCCUGCAAGCAGAGGAGUACGAGUCGCUUUUGCGUCAAGUGGGCUUCGGCGAGGUCAGAUUGGUGGACAAGAACGCUGACCUGAAUGUGUGGAAGAAGCUCGACGUCCUGCCGAAGCAGCAGCAGCAGCAGCAGGAGGGCAGCUGCUGCUCGACCAGCCGGUCAGAAGCAACGAGAGUGAGCUGCUGCGGUGCUGAGCAAAGCGAUAGUGAGGCCGGGUCUGCUUUCAUGACGAGCGACCUGAACCAGUUCGCCUCGAGCUGCUACAUCCACGCCCUCAAGCCGUAGAUAGACGACUGACGAGAGAGUAGACGACUGUCGCGGGGGACGAGCUGUAGGCGGCUGGCUUUUUCUGUCCAUUGAUCGAUGACACGCUUCAUGUGUAGUCCUCUUUUUUUAUCAUCGACUCCAUACGCACAUAUAUAUACAUGUGUGUGAGUGACCCGACUUCAUCAAUUUUUCAUCGCGCGAUGAUCAGUGCAGCUAAGAUG